Messenger RNA from Neltuma alba, 651 nucleotides. RefSeq names its product snakin-2-like. The transcript is spliced from 2 exons. NCBI's taxonomy places the organism in Eukaryota, Viridiplantae, Streptophyta, Magnoliopsida, Fabales, Fabaceae. Bases 27 to 338 code for a protein of 103 amino acids. The record is from RefSeq and is a predicted model, not a curated record.
CUCAACCAUAAACGAGCAUUUCACCCAUGGCUCUCUCAAAGCUUCUACUGGCAUCUCUUCUCCUCUCUCUUCUCCUUCUCCAUGACCUCGUCGACGCCGAUCAAGCAGUACAGGAAAGCGUUAUGCAGACGCCGGGAUCCGUGCUUCAGCAGAUAGACUGCAAAGGAGCAUGCAGUGCGAGGUGUCGUUUAGCGUCUCGGCAGAGGAUGUGCAAGAGGGCGUGCGGGACUUGCUGCCGGCGAUGCAACUGCGUCCCACCGGGCACUGCCGGCAACCAAGAAGUGUGUCCCUGCUAUUACAACAUGACCACCCACGGCGGCAGGCGCAAGUGCCCUUGAUUAUUAUAUACGCGACUCCCUCAGCUUCAUCGUUACCUGCUCCGAGCUUCUAUAUAUAAUAGAACUCUCUUGUCUUCAAUAAAUAUUCGAGCUCAAGCGCUCUCUUUCCACUGUGUGUACCGUGCGCCUGUCCUUCUCCGUUCUCCCACAGUACUUCUACCCUACAAAAUCAAUAACCAUGCACGAUGCGAGUGUGUGUGUGUGUGUGUUUUCGUAAUUAAUUUCAGUUGUUCUUGUUGUAUUUGAUCGUGUGUUGUGCUACAAAUGACAUGGAUUAAUAUUUUGUGUGUGUAUUGAAACUUCAAGUUGCCCA